Molecule: messenger RNA, 1879 nt
Organism: Teleopsis dalmanni
Lineage: Eukaryota; Metazoa; Arthropoda; Insecta; Diptera; Diopsidae
Product: protein phosphatase PTC7 homolog
Exons: 6
Coding region: 437-1360 (307 amino acids)
Source: RefSeq, a predicted model, not a curated record
UUUUCUGCAGUCAAAAAUUUUUGGUCUCACGCGUAGUUCGUACAUUUCACAAUUUUCAUUGGGAAAACUCGUUGGACAAUUGUCACAUGGGCAAGAUGAGUGAUUUAUGUAAACGAAACAAUUUGUCACGGACUUUUCAAUCGAAAUCUUAAACGAAAUGAACUUUCAUAAUCCGUUUUGAGCACAUUUUCGCUUCCCUUGUGACUUUGACGUAUUAAAGUGUGUGGCAAAAAAUACAAAAAGAAAAAAAAAAAAGAAAAUUGGCACGAAAAAUCAGUGUUUUUUUUUCCUAAAUAAAAUUACAUAAAAACGUUAAUAGUAUGAAUUCAAUUGCUUUGAAUGUGAAUUGAAUUUUUUUUGCAAAUGUGAGUGUGAAUGUGGAAUUGAGAAUAAAAACAAAAACCAAUAAAAAUAAUAUUAGACGCAGUAGUGUAGCAUGCAUUCACUCAGCUGGACUUCGAGAUUAAUCUCGCGUGCUUUGCGUAGUGGUUUCUCGACCUUAGUGGAAUCCGCCAAUAAAAGUGCACCUACUCCUAACGCCAGUAAAUCAAAACCACAUUUCGUGUCGGUCGUGUGUGGUUUCCCCAAAGACUUUCUAACAUCCCGCUACAAACCAGGCAAAUAUGGAGAAGACUCAUAUUUCAAGACUUCCACCAAUACGGCGGACGUAAUUGGCGUUGCCGAUGGCGUUGGGGGAUGGCGUAGUUACGGUAUUGAUCCCGGAGAGUUUUCAUCAUUUCUCAUGAAGACAUGUGAACGUCUAGUCCAUUGUGUUAAUUUUAACCCACAACGACCUGUUAAUCUCUUAGCUUAUAGUUAUUGCGAAUUGUUAGAACAAAAAAAACCAAUUCUAGGCAGCAGUACAGCGUGUGUGCUGGUGCUGAACCGUGAGAAUAGCACAGUCUAUACAGCGAAUAUCGGAGACAGUGGCUUCAUGGUGGUACGAAGUGGUGAAAUCGUACACAAAUCAGAGGAGCAACAACACUAUUUCAAUACGCCUUUUCAACUAUCAUUGCCUCCACCAGGACACGGCCAUAAUGUGCUUAGCGAUAGUCCAGAUUCAGCUGAUACACUCAGCUUUCCCGUAAAGGAUGGUGAUGUUAUAUUAGUAGCAACAGAUGGUGUAUUCGAUAAUGUGCCAGAAAAGCUGUUAUUAGAUGUACUCAAAGAGGUCGAAGGCGUGUCAGAUCCAGUCAAAUUACAGAUGACUGCGAAUACAUUAGCGUUUAUGGCGCGAUCGUUAUCGUUCGAUAGCGAAUUUAUGUCACCGUUUGCAAUAAAUGCAAGACGGAAUAAUAUAAAUGCAACAGGUGGUAAACCUGACGAUAUAACUGUGGUACUCGCAACUGUAGCAAUGUGAAAUUAAUUUAAAUAUUAGUUUUUAAUUAUAAGAAUAGAAUUUAAUUUAACUUUUAAUUUUAAUUAUUUUCAUUUUGCUGACAUGAUUUUUUUUAGAUUUGACUUUUGUUAUACACACGAUUAUGUUUACGAUUAAUGUUUUUUUCUAAGUUUAGUUUGUAGUUGGCUAAUUAUUUUUAAUGCUAAUACUGAUAUUUGUUUUUAUUUUAAAACGAAUUAUAAUAAAAAAAUGUAAUUAUUUUAUUUUAUUUUUAUGAGUGUAAAUUGUCAGUUUGUUAACGUAUUUUAUGCUUAACGAUUUAUUUAUAUAUAAAAAGAUUUAUUAAAACAAAUAGUUCCUCGACUUCUUUGUUUUGAUUUUGAUUACCUCAUUUUUUUGAAAACUCCCUAACUGUCACUAUAUUGCAGUUGCGAGUAUUAUUUAAUAUAAUUAACAAAGGCCACUUGCCACAUUGCAUGCUGGUGGAUAAUCGUUAAUAAAUUUACAUUUGAGAAGUGUGCUUAAUGAUGUUUAAGUAUA